AUGUACGUAGUUCAUUCCUUUCUGUGUUUUAUGGAAAAAUUUAGAUUGUAAAAUGGUUUCGAAAUCAUGGAACGAAAUUAGUUGUAAGAGCUUGUGCCUAACUUCAAAGCGUGCCAAAACCGUUCUCAGAAAUUUUUUACCUUCGCAAAGGAUGAAGAGAUGCAUUUGCACAAAAUUUUAUGUUGGUGCGUGGAGUGCGUACACCAAUACCUUAAUAAUCUUCAUUCUGGACCACAUUGCAAGGAGAUGCGAAGUCGUUGAAAAAACAGAAGGUCCAGUGACGACCACUCAAGUGACCACUACUAGAGUGACCAGUCAGCAAAUAUCGAAGAAACCGAUGUCUCCGUUUGCCAAAUUUAGACAACUUGACAAGCAGAACAGCCUUAACACCUCUCCGGGAACCCCUAGAACUCCUAAAGGCUCCGCACCACUCUUUAAGUUCACUGAUCCCGAACUAAAUCGUCAGGCGAUGACCGUAAAGGAACGACUGUUGCAAUGGUGUCAGAUGAAGACUAAGGAAUAUGAGAACGUACAACUAGAUAACUUUUCAAGCAGCUGGGCGGACGGACUGGCAUUUUGUGCUCUGAUUCAUCACUUUUUACCUGACGCAUUUGACUACCACGCACUCACACCAAAAGAGCGUCGACAUAAUUUCACCUUGGCUUUCCGUGUUGCUGACGAAAAGGCCGAUAUUGUACCCCUCCUGGAUGUUGAUGACAUGGUCGCAACACGUAAGCCUGAUUGGAAAUGUGUGUUUACGUAUGUACAGACAAUUUAUGCACGUUUCAAGAAUGAAGACUGACCGCUUGCUAGUCAAAAAUUUUUUUAUUGACCUAAAUUAUGUGUACCUCUGAUGGUUAGUCUAGUAAUUUUUUGGAAUCUACACUGUGAUUGUCGAGUUUCUUUUACUACGCGAUUUUGUUGUAUUAUUUUAAAUAUUCCUCAAGAGGAGUUAACGUCUCAAAGAAAGUGAGAUAUCAGAGCAAUAUUUAUUCUCACAUCUGUUCAGCUGCUGUUUCCUAUUGUUUAUAAUUACUUAUAUUUUUUUAUGUUUUUACACUAAUAUUUUUAUGAUCAAAAAGUUGCUUAUUUAUUAACUACAAGUUGUUAGUUGUUAAGGUUUUAUAUGGGUUGUUGCUUCGCGAAUACUGUUACUUAAUCGCGUUUCGCAAAUAAUUAUUGUUAUAUAAUAUAUAUAAUGUGAAUUGUGCAAUUCAUUUUGUUUAUAAUAUUUUCUAUUGUAAAACACUUAUUACUGAUUACAUCGAUCUUAUUUCAAUUA
Molecule: messenger RNA, 1282 nt
Organism: Photinus pyralis (common eastern firefly)
Lineage: Eukaryota; Metazoa; Arthropoda; Insecta; Coleoptera; Lampyridae
Product: smoothelin-like protein 1
Exons: 6
Coding region: 53-802 (249 amino acids)
Biological process (GO): actin cytoskeleton organization
Cellular component (GO): microtubule organizing center; filamentous actin
Molecular function (GO): protein binding
Source: RefSeq, a predicted model, not a curated record